Papaver somniferum (opium poppy) is the source of this 1708-nucleotide messenger RNA. RefSeq names its product fructose-bisphosphate aldolase 3, chloroplastic-like. Gene Ontology annotation, biological process: glycolytic process; fructose 1,6-bisphosphate metabolic process. Gene Ontology annotation, molecular function: fructose-bisphosphate aldolase activity. The coding region runs from base 129 to 1313 and encodes 394 amino acids. The transcript is spliced from 5 exons. Gene Ontology annotation, cellular component: cytosol. NCBI's taxonomy places the organism in Eukaryota, Viridiplantae, Streptophyta, Magnoliopsida, Ranunculales, Papaveraceae. The record is from RefSeq and is a predicted model, not a curated record.
CUUUUCAGAAACUUCCGCCAUUUAAAUAGGAAGAAGAAAUUAAGAGAGAGAGUGCGUGCAAACUCUUUCGACCUAAAAACGAAAAAUAAAAACAGAGCGAAAGAGAAAGUAAAAAAAUCCUUUCAGUAAUGGCGUCUAUGAGUUUCGUUAAGUUAAACGCGUCAUCAUCACAAUGGAUCGGACAACAAUCUUUCAAUCAAAAAAAUAAUGGAUCAUUAUUUUCUCGGUCUGCACGCCGAGUUUCCAUGCCGAUCCGAGCUGGUUCUUACACUGAUGAACUCGUUCAAACAGCUAAAACCAUUGCUUCUCCUGGACGUGGUAUUCUUGCCAUUGAUGAAUCUAGUGCAACAGUUGGGAAGAGACUUGCAUCAAUUGGGUUGGACAAUACAGAACCCAACAGACAGGCGUAUAGACAACUUUUACUGACAACUCCUGGUCUAGGCGAGUACAUCUCUGGUUCCAUUCUCUUCGAGGAAACUCUAUACCAGUCAACAACCGAUGGGAAGUCAUUUGUAGACGUCAUGCGUGAAGCCAAAAUUAUGCCUGGAAUCAAAGUGGAUAAGGGUUUGGUUCCUCUACCUGGAUCCAACAAUGAGUCCUGGUGCCAGGGUUUGGAUGGACUGGCUUCACGAUGUGCUGAGUACUACAAGCAAGGAGCUCGUUUUGCAAAAUGGAGGACAGUGGUUAGUAUUCCUUGUGGCCCUUCUGCACUAGCUGUUAAAGAAGCCGCAUGGGGACUUGCUCGUUAUGCUGCGAUUGCUCAGGAUAAUGGUUUGGUGCCAAUAGUAGAACCUGAAAUUCUACUCGACGGAGACCACCCUAUUGAAAGGUCAUUGGAGGUAGCUGAGCAGGUGUGGGCAGAAGUGUUCUAUUACUUGGCACAGAACAAUGUUGUGUUUGAAGGCAUUUUGCUAAAACCCAGCAUGGUAACCCCAGGUGCCGAACACAAAAACAAGGCUUCCCCAGUCACCGUUGCCAAAAACACCCUCACAAUGCUUCGGAGGAGAGUGCCUCCUUCUGUUCCUGGAAUUAUGUUCUUAUCCGGUGGACAAUCUGAAGUCGAAGCAACUCUAAACUUGAAUGCAAUGAACCAGAGCCCUAACCCAUGGCACGUGUCCUUCUCAUAUGCACGUGCACUUCAGAACUCUGUGCUGAAGGCAUGGCAAGGACGCCCUGAGAAUAUCGAAGCUGCACAGAAAGCACUACUCAUCCGAGCUAAAGCCAAUUCCCUUGCUCAGCUCGGCAGGUACUCUGCUGCAGGAGAAAAUGAGGAAGCUAAGAAAGGAAUGUUUGUUAAAGGUUACACCUACUAAGGCAAGAGAAUAUAUCCGUCUCUCUUUUCCGCUUCGAAUCUGCUGAUUCCACCUCCUCGCACCAAACACUAUCUAUCGGUAUUUGCCUGUUCUAUUGGCUUAUGUGUAGUAGUUUUUCUUCAGAUUGUUUUUUUCCCCAUUGUUCCUGGGUGCUAUGCUGCUAGUUGGAUUCCUAGGGAUGCUUGCUGAAUCCAUUACUUUUCGUAGAAAAGGUUCCCGUCUUUUUGUAUGUUCCCCCCUUAUGUUAGUGUUUUGGAUGAUAAUAAUUAUAGCAAUGGCCAACCGGUGAACAAUAACUGCCGAAAGUUCAGUUGUAGUACUACAUGAAAGAAUUCUCAUAUGAAGGUAAAAGUACUGGGAGGAAAAUUCCUCUCAGUUAUUAUGUUGUAUUCUAA